UUUUGAUGGUUUGAUUUCCGCCUAUUCACGCCGGAUAGGCUCGUAAACAAUUAUUUUUUGCAUUUAGUUCUUACGAAUUUUUCUACAUUAAACGCAAACAUGAGUUCGAUAGGAACAGGUUACGAUCUUUCUGCAUCUCAAUUUUCGCCGGAUGGUCGAGUUUUUCAAGUGGAAUAUGCCCAGAAAGCCGUAGAAAAUAGCGGAACGGUAAUCGGCUUACGAGGAAAAGAUGGAGUGGUCAUCGCCGUGGAGAAACUCGUUACGUCCAAGCUUUACGAAGCUGGAGCCAACAAGCGGAUAUUCAACAUCGACCGACAUGUUGGUAUGGCGGUUUCUGGAUUAAUUUCUGACGCACGACAAAUUGUAGAGACGGCAAGAUCUGAAGCUGCCAGUUAUCGUGCACAAUAUGGAAUCGGAAUACCUCUCAAGUACUUAAAUGAACGUGUGUCCAUGUACAUGCACGCUUAUACCCUUUACUCAGCAGUCCGACCAUAUGGUUGCUCCGUUAUCCUGAGUGCACAUGAAGCAGAUGGGCCAGCUAUGUAUAUGAUUGAUCCUUCUGGAGUUUCUAAUGGAUACUACGGAUGUGCAGUCGGUAAAGCAAAACAGUCGGCAAAAACUGAAAUUGAAAAGAUGAAACUGUCUGACAUGACCUGCAAAGAACUCGUGAAGGAGGCCGCGCGGAUAAUUUACCUUGUCCACGAUGAACUCAAAGACAAGCAGUUCGAGCUGGAGAUGAGUUGGGUUGGUGCUCACACUCAAGGUCAACACGAGCGGGUUCCCAUAGAGAUAAAAACAGAAGCAGAAACGAAGGCACGUCAAGCGAUGGCUGAUGAUUCGGACAGUGACACCGAAGACAUGUGAAUAGCAGGUGCAAAUUGAUCAAUUUGAUAAUCAUUUUGUAAGUUAUUUCUUUCGCAUUUCUUGUGAAAUGUUUUUAUCGUUCGUAAGCAACACCUAUUACUGAUAAGUAAAUCGAAUAAAUGCGUCGCUCUUCGUUUGUA
Messenger RNA from Belonocnema kinseyi, 1004 nucleotides. RefSeq names its product proteasome subunit alpha type-3 (gene Prosalpha7). The record is from RefSeq and is a predicted model, not a curated record. Bases 100 to 864 code for a protein of 254 amino acids. Lineage: Eukaryota; Metazoa; Arthropoda; Insecta; Hymenoptera; Cynipidae. The transcript is spliced from 4 exons. Gene Ontology annotation, biological process: ubiquitin-dependent protein catabolic process. Gene Ontology annotation, cellular component: proteasome core complex; proteasome core complex, alpha-subunit complex; nucleus.